Acipenser ruthenus (sterlet) is the source of this 3109-nucleotide messenger RNA. RefSeq names its product collagen alpha-2(IX) chain-like. Bases 167 to 2239 code for a protein of 690 amino acids. The record is from RefSeq and is a predicted model, not a curated record. NCBI's taxonomy places the organism in Eukaryota, Metazoa, Chordata, Actinopteri, Acipenseriformes, Acipenseridae. The transcript has 32 exons.
CCAGUGAGAAUCAGUGCUCCAGAGGUCUGUGUGAGUGUCGGAUUUGGGGGUCUCGUAGCUCUGUGUGUACUCAGGGGCUGGCUGCUGUUUUCACUGGAAUUGCAUACUGCUCUCCAGCCAGGCAUAGAGGAGUCACUGGGUGCCUUGCUAGUCAGAAGCCCUUACCAUGGCUAGCUCCUUUGGAAUCCUCAAGCUCGCGGUGCUCCUGCAAGUGGUCUGUCUAUCUCUGGGACAAGUUAGGGGUCCGCCGGGUGAACAAGGUCCACAGGGCCCCCCAGGUCCGUCAGGGACCCCAGGAUCCGAUGGCAUUGACGGUGACAAAGGGCCCCCUGGACUGCCAGGCCCUGCUGGUGCAAAAGGUGAGCCAGGCGAGCCUGGUACAGAUGGCACCCCCGGUGAACCAGGAAUUGACGGUCUGAUCGGAGCUAAAGGAGACAGGGGUCCUAUAGGGAAUCCAGGACCAAAGGGACAACCUGGCCCUAUUGGUAAAUCCGGACCCACUGGACCUGGCCUGCCUGGACUUGCUGGCCCACCUGGUCCAAUAGGAUUACCAGGUGAAAUUGGUCCCCAAGGAAUAAAGGGUAUGAUUGGACCAUCGGGGCCACCGGGAUUGCCAGGACCACCAGGGAAGCCUGGACCUCCUGGCAAAUUCACAGGAGAAGAAGGCAGCUCCGAUUUCCAGUGUCCCUCCAAUUGUGCAGGUGGUCCAAAGGGCCCACAGGGACUGCAGGGGUUAAAGGGACACAAGGGGCGCCCAGGAGUCCUCGGUGACGCGGGCAGUAUAGGAAAGCUGGGGAUCAAGGGAGACGUUGGCAUUUCUGGAGAGCAAGGAAUCCCAGGCCCUCCAGGUCCACAAGGUCUGAGAGGCUAUCCUGGAAUGACGGGACCAAAAGGAGAAGCUGGUCCUCGUGGAUACAAAGGGAUGCCAGGGCCCGCUGGCAUUGCAGGCCUGCCAGGCGCAGAAGGACCUCAGGGCCCUCCUGGUGAAGCUGGUGAAAAAGGAGACUUCGGUUCUCGUGGUAUCAAAGGACCACAGGGUGGAACUGGACCUAAAGGACAAAAUGGUCUGCCUGGAAUUGAUGGGAAAGACGGCAAUCCUGGUAUUCCGGGCAUGAAGGGGGCUCCAGGCCAGUCUGGGAUGCCAGGACCUCCAGGACACCAGGGUACAGCAGGUUUGCCGGGAAGUCCAGGUGUCAAGGGUGGACCCGGAGGCAAGGGUGAGCCCGGUCCUCGUGGCUUCCAGGGCUCUAUGGGGGCUCCCGGACCGCAGGGUGAACCAGGACCUCCCGGAGAGGCAGGGAUGGAGGGCGUUCCUGGGCCCAAGGGUGACAGAGGGCAGCGCGGUCCAGAGGGUCCUCCCGGUCUCCCAGGGGUAGCUGGAUCGAAAGGUGAGCGUGGCCCCACUGGAAUCCCAGGCCCUCAGGGAAUAUCAGGAGUAAAAGGUGAUAAGGGAUUCCAAGGAAAAGUUGGCGGCAAGGGUGACUUUGGUGACCCCGGUGUAGAAGGUCUGGCUGGAGAGAAAGGUGAAAAGGGCUUGUCUGGUGAACCAGGACCUAAAGGCCAGCAAGGUGUUCGUGGAGACCCAGGGUACAAUGGCCCUACAGGGGAUCCUGGCAAGCCAGGGGAACAGGGCCCAUCGGGUCUGCCAGGCCCUAGAGGACUGUACGGGGAGAGGGGCGUGCCAGGGAUGCCAGGGCGACCGGGCAUGGCUGGCAGGGACACUAGUGACCAGCACAUCAUCGAAGUGGUGCUAAAGAUGCUGCAGGAGCGGCUGGCAGCAGUGGCAGUGAGCGCUAAGCGGGCCGUCUUGGGGGGUGCAGGUGUUAUGGGGCCCCCAGGACCCCCCGGCCCCCCAGGGUCACCUGGCGCACAGGGACCUCACGGGCACGUAGGACCCAGGGGGAUACCCGGGAUAACGGGCUCCUCAGGCCAGAUCGGCAACACCGGGCACAAAGGCAAGAGAGGACCAAAGGGCAACAUUGGUGACCCCGGUCGUGCACACCCGGGUAAGCCUGGACCCCCAGGAAUCCCAGGGCCGCCUGGCAUUGACGGGUACGGUCGAGAUGGGAAGCACGGAGAGACCGGGCCGCAGGGCACGGCCGGGGAAGGAGGACGUCCGGGGGCCGUUGGACCUGCAGGCCUCCCUGGAUUCUGUGAAGCCGCGGCCUGUCUGGCAGCCUCAGCGUACGCACCAGCACGCAUGACCGAGGCCGGAGCCAUCAAGGGACCCUCCAAAUAAACCGGACAAACCAGGGGGUCACCACCAGCGACAGAGCACGCGUGAGAGAGGGAGGAAACACGCUGGCAACUCAAAACACCAUCGCAAAGACGGGGCAAGAACUGGAGACGAACGCGAAUACAACUAAAAACAAUUAAAGAGAGUGACAAACAAUUAAGAGAGAGACUGUAGCAACUAUUGGUGCUUUCUUUUAUACCGUGGUCAAUGAUGCUCGUUUUUUUUUUCCUUCUAAAACAAAAUGGAUUUUUAAAAUUUUUACCAAAGAAACACGCUCGGGAUCCUUUCACAAGCCGCCCCUCCUCCACCCGCUAGUUAAAAGCAUGUGUAUAAAAAAUAAAUAAAGUGCAAGCAGAUAUCAUGUCGGUGUUCUGUAAGAUGUGUUAAUAAUUACCUCAUGUAAAAUGCUGCCUUUCUUCUUGUUCUUUGGCUCCCCUGCGCUGUCUGUAUAUUACCAGCCCUGUGUCCUUGUUUUCUUCAUUAAUAUUCCUGCUAAGUCAGGCCACUUGAAACUAAAAUGUCCCACUCGCCAAUCACCAUCCAAGGAUUCUGUGCUGUAAAUCUUUGUAAAUGUAUGCUUAUUUUAAUAUUAUUAAAAAAAAAGGUUUUCAAUAAAAAGGAGACAAGGACCUAAUGUUAAUGAACUUAAUCAGCAUUGUGUUUUAUUAAUAACAGAUUAACCAACAACAGUAUGAUGUGACUGCUGUCCACUACAGAAUUGAAAGCCACUGUAAUAUUAAUAAAGAAAAUGAGUUUUGGUUUUGCAAGGAUCAUCGAUACUGAUUAGCUUCAUUAACAGAAGUUAUUUAUUGUGUAAAAGAUUUUUUUUUUUUUGUUCAAAAUCAAUAAAGAGGACACUUUUGUAAACGGUAA